Molecule: messenger RNA, 3530 nt
Organism: Hemibagrus wyckioides
Lineage: Eukaryota; Metazoa; Chordata; Actinopteri; Siluriformes; Bagridae
Product: arf-GAP with coiled-coil, ANK repeat and PH domain-containing protein 2-like
Exons: 25
Coding region: 332-2779 (815 amino acids)
Cellular component (GO): cytoplasm
Molecular function (GO): protein binding; GTPase activator activity
Source: RefSeq, a predicted model, not a curated record
AUAAUAUACAAUCCACCUUCUUGGCAGUAGUGACCUGAUCCAAUUUGAGUUCCUGUGGGCAGCGGAGUGAAGAAACUUGUUUUAAAAUCCAGCGCUGUUUUUAAGUUGUGGCAAAGCUUCUUCAUAGUUAUAUAUGUUCCUUGGAUUUAUUUUCAAUUUAAUCAGCCAGCCAGCAGCAGGGAGGCUAGCUGGGGUCUUGUUUGUUGCUGAGGUGGUUAAGCUGGUCUGUAAGGUUUGGACUGGCUAGCUGAGCUAAGCUUCGCUUUAUAGAAAACAGAAAUAAAGAAAUACACUUUUAUUUUUGUGUGAACUAAAACUUCAACAGGCGAACAUGAGGAUCACGGUGGAUUUUGAGGAAUGUCUCAGAGACUCUCCGAGAUUCAGGGCCACCAUUGAGGAAGUGGAGGGAGAUGUGUGUGAGCUGGAGUCCAAAUUAGAUAAGUUGGUGAAGCUGUGCAUUGGGAUGAUCGACGCUGGAAAAGCGUACGUCACGGCCAACAAGCAGUUUGUGAACGGCAUCCGUGAAUUAGCACAGCAGUCAGCUGAAGAUGAGGUCAUUGAGUCGAGUCUGACGAAGUUUGCUGAGAGUUUGCAGGAGAUGACCAACUAUCACACUAUUUUAUUUGACCAGGCACAGCGCUCGAUCAAGUCACAGCUUCAGAUGUUUGUGAAAGAGGACCUGCGCAGGUUUAAGGAGUCAAAGAAGCAGUUUGAUAAAGUGAGCGAGGAGAAGGAGGCAGCACUGAUAAAGAACGCUCAGGCUCCUAGGAAUAAACAACAUGAGGUGGAGGAAGCUAACGCUAUCCUCAGCGCUACACGCAAAUGCUUCCGUCAUAUUGUCCUGGAUUACGUCCUCCAGAUUAAUCUUCUACAGUCCAAGAGACAAUCAGAAAUCCUUAAAUCGAUGUUGUCCUUCAUGUAUGCCCACCUGACCUUCUUCCACCAAGGUUAUGACCUGUUCAGUGAACUUCACCCGUUAAUGAAGCACCUCGGGGGACAGUUGGAACAGUUGAUGAUGGAUGCUGCAAAGGAUAAGAGGGACAUGGAAACAAAACACUCCACUAUUCAGCAAAAGGCGACUCAGCAGGACUAUUCGAAUGACGACACCAAGCUGGAGUACAAUGUGGAUGCCGAGAAUGGGAUCAUUAUGGAGGGUUAUCUGUUCAAGAGGGCUAGUAAUGCAUUCAAAACAUGGAACAGGCGCUGGUUCUCAAUUCAGAACAAUCAGUUAGUCUACCAGAAGAAGUUUAAGGAUAACCCCACGGUGGUGGUGGAAGAUCUUAGAUUGUGUACAGUUAAACACUGCGAGGACAUUGAGCGCCGUUUCUGCUUUGAGGUGGUUUCACCAACAAAGAGCUGUAUGAUGCAGGCCGAUUCUGAAAAGUUGAAACAGGCGUGGAUCAGGGCCAUGCAGAACAGCAUCGCUACAGCCUUCAGAGACAGAUCAGAUGAUUCAGAGAAGUUGGACAGGAAGUCAUCACCGUCCACAGGAAGCUUGGAGUCAGACCCGAGAGAGAAGAGUCUAAAAGGAGAAGGCGCCUUACAGAAGGUCAUGGCCAUCGCAGGAAACGGUGUAUGCUGCGAUUGCAGCCAACCGGAUCCCAAAUGGGCCAGCAUUAAUCUGGGAAUCACGCUGUGUAUCCAGUGUUCCGGCAUCCACAGGAGUUUAGGAGUUCAUUUCUCCAAAGUGAGAUCUCUGACACUGGACACGUGGGAGCCAGAACUGUUGAAGUUAAUGUGUGAGCUUGGAAACGGUGUCAUAAAUCGGAUAUAUGAAGCUCGAAGGGAGGAGCUUGGAGCACGGAAACCACAACCAGGAGCCUCCAGACAGGAUGUGGAGUCAUACAUCAGAGCCAAGUAUGUCGAUCGGCGGUUCAUCAGAAUGCCGUCAGAUGAAGAACUGAAGCUGAAGAUCAUGGCGUUGACUGUAGCACCGAAACGACUCAGUGACCCCUCCGAAUCACAAGCACGACCAGCAGCUCAACAAGCACACACACAGAAAACACGACCAGCAUCCAGGGCUUUGGCUGCGAGUGUCCUUGACGUUUCCAGCGAAUCUCUCUUCUGUCCUGCUGAAUUAGAUUCUCUCUUCUCCUACUUUGAUGCGUCUGGCCAGCGCAGUAUUAAAGGUGCAGAGAGUGGCAUUGUAAACAAAGCUGAAGGAAGCCCUGGGGUUGUAAACACAAGCCAGAAUCAUACAGAAGUACAGGAGUCACAGUCUUCCACAUGUAGCAGUAAGGAGAAGCUGGUUUUCUCUGAACCAAAGCAGUUCUGUCCCAGUUUGCAGCUGUAUUGGGCCUCAUUCACACGUAGCCUCCCUGACAUGGCUGAGGCUCUGGCACAUGGGGCAAAGGUCAACUUUAUCAACACAGAUGAAGAGAAGAGAUCACCGCUGAUCAUGGCUGUACACGGAGGCUCUCUUGUUACGUGUGAGUUUCUGCUCCAGAAUUCGGCCAGUGUGAAUCAGUGUGACAGUCAGGGUAGAGGACCACUACACCAUGCCACCAUCCUCGGACAUACCGGACAAGUGUGUUUAUUCCUGAAGCGUGGAGCCAAUCAGAAUGCAGCAGACAUUGAAGACAAAACGCCGCUGUCCAUUGCAGUGGAAGCGGCUAAUGCAGACAUCGUAACGCUGCUGCGAUUGGCCAAGAUGAAUGAAGAGAUGAGAGAGUCCGAGGGUCCAUACACAGGUCUCACAGGUGAUGAAACAUACCAGGACAUUUUCCAGGAUUUCUCCCAAAUGGCAUCGGAUGAUCCAGAUAAACUGCAUCGUUUUUGAUAAGAUUUUUUUUAAUCAUGCAGCAUGAUGAAGGGUUUUUUUUCCCCCAUUUUGUUUAUUACAUCUGAAACAUUUUAAAAUAUUUUAUAUUUCCCAGAAUGCAGAAACGACUAUACCAAAGAUAGAUUGUUACAUCAAUGUAAAGUGGUAUAACUGAUGUGAUAAUGAUAUCACUUCUGAGUCACGAAGAUGUAAAUAUUUAAGUCUCUACAUUAUUACUGCAUGAUCUGAUGGUUUUAUUUUACUCUGUAUUUAAAAUCUUGUCAUUCUUGACAUUUAAAAAAUGUCAUGCUCUUUUUGUCACAGUGAGGUUGGUGUCUUUUUUUUUUUUUUGGGAGAAUCACUCGACGUGUGGGUUUUAGUUAAUUCUAUAUGAAUUAUAGAAUGUCGGAAUGUAAUGUGUUUUAUUCAUGUUAAUGUUAUAGCCAUAUAUUGAAUUAUAUUUCUUUUUUUCCCUUCUUUAUUUGCAUCAUUCUGUUUUGAGUGUUGAGGUUAUUUUUAUUUUUUAUUUUUAUAUAUAUAUUUUUCCCCAGUUAAUUUCCAGGUCACUUCAUCACUUGGCCUUUCUUUAUUUAAAAUAAUUUAUUUAUUGUUUUUCUCACCAUAACAAUACGUUCUGAGAGUUUUUUGUUUGUUUGUUUUUAUUGAUUAGAUUUUUUUUCUCCCCAGUGAUUGGCAUGGAGCUCUAAUUUUUGUAGCACUUUUAUGAUCUGUAAGGUCUCUCUCUCUUAUUUAUAUUUAUAUAUAUAUA